Messenger RNA from Cannabis sativa, 2706 nucleotides. RefSeq names its product dicarboxylate transporter 1, chloroplastic-like. The coding region runs from base 731 to 2434 and encodes 567 amino acids. The transcript is spliced from 3 exons. Lineage: Eukaryota; Viridiplantae; Streptophyta; Magnoliopsida; Rosales; Cannabaceae. The record is from RefSeq and is a predicted model, not a curated record. Gene Ontology annotation, biological process: transmembrane transport. Gene Ontology annotation, molecular function: transmembrane transporter activity. Gene Ontology annotation, cellular component: membrane.
AAUGGGCUUGAAUUGAACCAAACCCAGUUAUAUCAAAUUCGUAUAAGUUUUUUUCAUUUUUUAAUGGACAAAUUCAUAUAAGUUGAAAUUGGAAUAGAAAUACUUUUUUACCCACGUGAACAUUUGUGUGGCCUGUUCAUCCACCAAGGGUAUAUCCGUCGUUUCACUCCUCCUCAACUCCUGGCCCUGACUAGUCCACAACAAUCAGAUCUUCGUUUCUGACCUCAUCUGAGUCAUCUCCCAAAUGUAAGAGGGCCUAUCAUUCCUCACCAAUCCAAUUAAGCCACGUGGAACUAAACCCAAUUUUAUUGGUUCAUUUUGUUUUCCAACUUAUCACACGUCAGCAGGAAACUACUACAUUGUUGACACGUGUAAUGGGCUUCACCUUGUAAGAGUAGACUGUAGCGGAGGUUCUGUUAAACUAACCCCUAUUAAGUCUUAUUUCAAAAAAAAAACCCCUAUUAAGUCCAACCUGGCACUGUGGCUAGAAGGGGGAUCUUCUCAGUGCUUUUGGCGGAGAUUUCUAACACGAACGACGGCAUUACAAAGAAAGCUUAUUUUUUUUAUUUUUUUUUGAUAAAGCUUUCUGAAUCUGAUUGAAAAGAUUCAAAUCAUAUCUCAACCAUUUGAUCAUAAUCAGACAGUUCAUCAUUUUUUUUUUUCUGCCGAUUGCUCCAAAGUCUACUACUUCAUAGUUCACACUCCUCUUUUGCUAAGAAAGCCUCCCUCAAUGGCGUCUCUUGCCCUAACCACCGCGCCUUGUUCUUCUCCCCUAAUCUCUCUCAGAUCCCGCCUUCCGCCGCCCAAAUCCUCCGUAAUCAGGGACGGAAACCGAUGCGCCUACCGGCCUAUCAUCACUCCGCUGACAAUCUCCGACCGCUCCGGCCUCGGGAAUCUCCGACCGCUCAUUUCGUCGAAUAGUUUAUUUAAAGUCGCGAAGUCCGGUAGCAUAUUCACCGUUAAGGCAUCAGCACCGGGGUCAGCCACUUCUCCAGUGGUUCCGGCAACUCAGAAGCCAUGGCAGGGAGCGGCGAUAAAGCCUCUUUUGGCUUCGAUUGCGACGGGAAUCAUUCUUUGGUUCGUCCCGGUUCCUUCUGGGGUUACCCAAAACGCUUGGCAGCUUCUUUCCAUUUUCUUGGCCACGAUCGUAGGAAUCAUUACUCAGCCUCUGCCGCUCGGUGCCGUGGCUCUGUUGGGAUUGGGAGCUUGUGUACUCACAAAAACCCUAACCUUCGCGGCUGCGUUCUCGGGAUUCGGGGAUCCGAUUCCGUGGUUGAUCGCACUCGCAUUUUUCUUCGCCAGAGGGUUUAUCAAGACCGGUCUAGGUAACAGAAUCGCUUACCAAUUCGUCUCCCUGUUCGGUAGCUCGUCGCUGGGGUUGGGUUACAGUUUGGUGUUCAGUGAGGCGCUCUUAGCGCCGGCCAUACCAUCUGUUUCGGCAAGAGCGGGAGGGAUUUUCUUGCCUCUGGUGAAGUCUUUGUGCGUUGCAUGUGGUAGCAAUGUCGGAGAUGGGACGGAGCACAAAUUGGGAUCCUGGUUGAUGCUUACUUGCUUUCAGACUUCGGUGAUUUCUUCAGCGAUGUUCUUGACGGCAAUGGCAGCUAAUCCGCUUAGUGCCACUCUGACUUUUAAUACGAUUCAGAAGACAAUUGGGUGGACUGAUUGGGCCAAGGCUGCCAUUGUUCCUGGAUUGGUGUCUUUGAUCGUAGUCCCUUUCCUUUUGUAUCUGAUUUACCCGCCAACUGUGAAGUCCAGUCCUGAUGCACCUAAGCUUGCAAAGGAAAAGUUGGAAAAGAUGGGGCCAAUGAGCACUAACGAGAUUGUUAUGUCCGGGACUCUGCUUCUUACGGUUGGACUUUGGAUUUUUGGAGGGAUGUUGAACGUGGAUGCUGUGACUGCUGCUAUUGUUGGAUUAUCUAUCCUUCUUGUGAGUGGAGUUGUGACAUGGAAGGAGUGCUUAGGUGAAUCGGUUGCCUGGGAUACCCUCACUUGGUUUGCUGCACUAAUUGCAAUGGCUGGUUAUCUUAACAAAUAUGGUCUUAUCGCCUGGUUUAGCCAAACUGUUGUUAAGUUUGUUGGCGGACUGGGUCUUUCGUGGCAAUUAUCCUUUGGAAUUCUAGUCCUCCUAUAUUUCUACUCUCAUUACUUCUUUGCAAGUGGAGCUGCUCACAUCGGUGCAAUGUUCACGGCAUUCUUAUCGGUGGCUAGCGCUCUGGGGACUCCUCCCUACUUUGGGGCAAUGGUAUUGGCAUUCCUAUCAAACCUCAUGGGUGGUCUGACCCAUUAUGGCAUCGGAUCAGCGCCUGUGUUCUAUGGUGCUAACUAUGUUCCACUAGGUAAGUGGUGGGGAUAUGGAUUCCUAAUAUCUGUUGUUAAUAUCAUUAUUUGGUUGGGAAUUGGAGGAGUUUGGUGGAAGUUUAUUGGCUUGUGGUAGGGGAUUUCAUAAUUCGACGACCCUCCAGAACAGAUAGCAGCAUUUUAAGUCCUGACUUUUCUGAUUUUCAGGAUGCUAGUUUUCCUUUCUAUUCUUUGCUUAGAUAUAAAGUAUUAUUUAUUUUUUUUUCCUCUUUUGGGUAUACAAAAUGUUGUUAUUCAAGGAAAUGGAGAGAUGGUAGAGAUCUUAUUUGAAGUUUUGACUAGGCUUUGCUUAACAGCUGCCAGCAAUUUUAUGGCAUAUAAUAAAUAAAGUGUUAUCAUAUUCUCUUU